GGAACCUUCCCAAGCUUCAUCUGAAAUUUUUCCAUCGCCAGCCCACCCUCGAUCUUUCCUUUCGCAGCCGCGCACAACGAACCGGACUGUGCCUCGCGAGGAAGCCACGACGCCAAUCGAAUAGAGCGAGACCAGAAGGAAGGAACCAAAACUAAUUCACAAUGUCGCUCUUUGUGCUUGCCGAGACGCCGGCAGGCUAUGGCCUGUUCAAGGCUACUGAUAAGAAGAUGCUCAAGAACGAGGAACUCGCUGCUGAGCUUGGACGACCUGAGAAGGUCGUUGAGAUGCUCAAGCUCAAGAAGUUUGUCAAGUUCGACAGCGCCGCUACCGCUCUCGAAGAAGCUGCGUCUCUCAAGGAGGGCAAGGUCCCUGAGCUUCUCACCCAACUCCUCGACGACCUGAAGUCCGAGAAGAAGGCUUCGCUCGCCGUCGCCGAUAUGAAGCUGGGCACUGCCAUCUCUAACAUGCCCUCGCUCAACAUUUCUCCUGUUUCUGGCUCCAACACUAUGGACCUCUUCCGUGGCAUUCGAGGUGGAUUGCCCAACCUUAUCCCUGGUCUGCUCGAGGAGAACUUUGACCGCAUGGCCCUGGGUCUUUCUCACUCCAUGUCGCGUCACAAGCUCAAGUUCUCUGCCGAUAAGGUCGACUCCAUGAUCAUCCAGGCUAUUAAGCUUCUCGACGACCUCGACAAGGAGCUCAACGUCUACGCUAUGCGAACCAAGGAGUGGUACGGAUGGCACUUCCCUGAGAUGGCCAAGAUUCUCAACGACAACUUGGCUUACGCUCGCGUCAUUCUUGCUGUUGGCAUGCGCACCAACAUUGCCGAUAGCGACCUCUCUGAGAUUCUUCCCGAGGAGAUUGAGACUUCCAUCAAGGCUGCCGCCGAGAUCAGCAUGGGUACCGAGAUCACCGAUGAGGAUCUUGACAACAUUAAGCUCCUGGCUGACCAGGUCAUUGUCUACUCCAACUACCGAACACAGCUGUCCUCGUACCUCGAGAGCCGCAUGCGCGCUAUCGCUCCCAACCUGACUGCUCUCGUUGGCUACCUCGUCGGUGCACGUCUCAUUGCCCACGCUGGCUCUCUCAUCAGCUUGGCCAAGUCUCCUGGUUCCACCAUCCAGAUUCUCGGUGCCGAGAAGGCCCUCUUCCGCGCUCUCAAGACUAAGCACGAUACACCUAAGUACGGUCUCAUCUACCACUCUUCACUCAUCGGUCAGGCGACCGGCCGAAACAAGGGUAAGAUCGCUCGUAUGCUGUCUGCCAAGGCUGCUCUAGGUCUCCGUGUCGAUGCCCUAGGUGAUGCCGAAGACGACGCUGAUGAGGAGGAGCGCGCUAUCCUUGGUCUCAGCAACCGCAUCAAGCUUGAGAACCACCUCCGCAAGCUCGAGGGCAAGCCUCUUCUACCCAAGGGCGCCAACGUCACCCCCUCUGGUGAGAUUGUUGGUGCUGGUCAGUUCACUCUCAAGGAGACCCGCCGAUACAACGGUGACGCCGAUGGUGUUGCUGAUGAUGAGGAGACCAACGAAGCUACCCCCGCAAAGAAGCUCAAGAAGGCCAAGAAGCUCAUCGAGGAGGUUGACGAGGAGAUGAAGGAUGCUGAGGAUGACAGCGACGACGAGGCUGCCACUCCUGGCAAGCCCAAGAAGCUCUCCGAGGCCGAUUACGAGCGCCUUGCCGAGGAGGCCGGUAUCUCAGUCAAGAAGUUCAAGCGCAAGUACGAGCGAGGUGACGUUGAGCUGAACGCCGAUGGCACACCCAAGGUCAUCAGCAAGAAGGAACUCAAGAAGCUGCGAAAGGCCGAGGAGAAGGCCACACCUUCCAAGUCGCAACCCGCCGCCGAAGAGACUGAUGGCAAGAAGAAGCGCAAGCACGACGACUCAGAAGACGAGGAGCCCAAGAAGGAGAAGAAGCAGAAGAAGAAGAAGCGACACUCUGAGGCUUAGAGGCCCUCAAGUAAACGUCCACGGCGCAAGUCGUGACGAUGCUGAAUCAGACACAAUUGUAGGACUUUGAGGUUAACCAAUCUCAUCCUACCUGCUUUACUCGUACUCGUCUAAACACUGACGACGAACCCGCUCCAAAACGAAAGAUCAUAUUUCAAGUCAACCCAACAACAGACUAUUGGACGGUUCCCGAUGUGUAGAUAUAUGAUACCUGAGAGACUCCUGGCAUGGCAUCUUCUGCCCGCACCUUGUUUCCUGGCUGGCUGGCGUUUGGGUGGAGGGCAUAUUGGCGUGAUUUGGUUUUAUCCCUUUUUCGUAUUUUCAACUUGACCCUCUGUCCCCUCCCCGUCCCCUGGGUGGAUGCGCGGUGACUUCUGGAGAGGAAUUACUAUGCUUUGAUGUAUCAUUACGGGAGGGUGAACAGAGGGAUAUAGAAGAGAAAAUUGUCAAGUUUAAAAGUUAAUCCUCAA
Molecule: messenger RNA, 2413 nt
Organism: Fusarium oxysporum Fo47
Lineage: Eukaryota; Fungi; Ascomycota; Sordariomycetes; Hypocreales; Nectriaceae
Product: RNA-processing protein NOP58
Exons: 3
Coding region: 162-1943 (593 amino acids)
Cellular component (GO): box C/D methylation guide snoRNP complex; small-subunit processome
Molecular function (GO): snoRNA binding
Source: RefSeq, a predicted model, not a curated record